Messenger RNA from Lactuca sativa (garden lettuce), 1995 nucleotides. Lineage: Eukaryota; Viridiplantae; Streptophyta; Magnoliopsida; Asterales; Asteraceae. The record is from RefSeq and is a predicted model, not a curated record.
GAGAUGACGCAUAAUAAGGGUUUUUCAGAUAACUGACAGAAUGAAUUUUCAAAUAUGGAUUCGGAUAUCAAAAUUCCCAUCAAUGUAAUUUUAUAAACAUCAAGUAUCAAGAAGUUAUAAAACCAAUAAAUGAUUUACCUAUAAUAAAAAAUUAAAAACCCAUGACCAUAUUAAAAAGAAAUAACAAACAAUAACUAAGUGUCUACAAACGGAAUGAUUCAGUGUUGAACCACUAAGAUGUAUGAAUGAUUAAGUGAUGUUUGGUAAAGUUUCUGCCCGGAUAUGUUGAAUGAGCAAAAUUACCAUUUUAGCCUUCCAACAAAAACAACUUUGGAACUAUAAUUUAAUUCACAUUUUUUUUUUGUUAAAUUGCUAUGUAGGAAGACAAAUGAAUAGUUUAUAGAGGCUUAAACACGUCCUGAAUGCUUAAGGAUUCAGAGGCUGCCUUUAUAUGAAACGAUUCAGAUACCAUUAAGAGGUUUACCAAAAAUCCCUUUAACUCACGAACCAUAAAUUCUAUCGGAAAUUUCGGAAUUGAAGCAAACAAACCUAUACGUAUUAAUCAAUUAACAGCAACCAUGUUCCUUAGUUUUAGUUAAUUGCUAUCCACAAUAGUAUAGCACCAAAAUUGCAAGUUUUACUUUUCAUUCCUAAUUGUCGACUCAAAUAUUAAAUCACAAACUGAGGGAAAUCUUAGUAAUGAUAAUAUUUUUCCUUAAUAAGUAAUAAGAGUAUCCAUUUCUUGAAGAAUGAAUCCCAAGUUCCAAUGCAUAUAUUAUACUUCCUCUACACUCUUGUGAGUUGUGAGAACAUGGACUCAUGGGUGUCGUGUCUCUAGCACAUAAGAUAUCAAAGAUCUUGUCAAAGUUAUGCAUAUUCACUAUUUAAUCAGCUUCCUCAACUUCAAUACUUCAAACUCCAAAGAUUUGAUCUGUGCAUGCGCCAUUAAUUGAAUAUUCCUGAGAAAGAGAGAAUCUAAUUAACAUGGUGCUGAAAGUAUAUGGUCAUAGAAUUUCUGAACCAUCUCGUGCAGUUCUCAUCUUCUGCAAGAUAAACAUGAUAGAUUUUGAGGAAAUUCACGUGGAGGUCUUGAAAGGCCAGCAAUUCUCCCAAGAAUAUGGAGCAAUAACUCCCAUCCGCCAAAUUCCAGCAAUAGUUGAUGGACAUUUGAAGUUGAUUGAAAGUCAUGCGAUCCUUAUCUACUUAAGUUGUUCAUUUCCUGGAGUGGCUAGCCACUGGUAUCCUGGUGAUCCACAAAAAAGAGCUAAGAUCCAUUCCAUUUUAGAUUGGCAUCAUUCUCAUUUACGUCGUGGUGCAGCUGGACUUGUAUACACCACUAUCUUGGCACCACUAAAUGGCCUUCGUUCAUUCCUUCAGAUAGUCAUUCAAGCUGAAGAGAUACUCCUGAAAUCUUUGUCCGAAUUAGAAAAUGUUUGGUUAAAAGAUGGAACGUUUUUGGGUGGAAUCUCCCAACCAUCAAUUGCAGAUCUCAGUUUAGCGUGUGAAGUCAUGCAACUUGAGCUUUUGAAUGAGGAGGAUUACCAUCAGAUAUUAAGCCCUUACAAGAAAGUAAAAAAGUGGAUUAAAGACGUAAGAAGUGCGACUGCACCUUAUUUUGAUGAAAUUCAUGAGUAUCUUUUUGAAUCCCAAAAAGGAAUUCGUGAUCAAAUGGCAACACAAUCAGGGAAAAAGAAAGUGAGGCCGAAAAUGUGACACCACUUAACCUUGUUCAUUUAAUGAAAUUUCUCAAAAUUAUGUAACCAUCAUUAGAUGUUAAUUAGCUAGGUUAUACACAAACACACACAAAUGCUUUAGCUACAUGGUAGAGUUGUGUUUUACAUCGAGUAUACUCACUUUUUUUCCCACACACAUAAUUCGGUAGAUCGUUCUUUAUCAAAUGGAUUGAUGUAAUAGUUGGUAACAACAGGUCAAAGUCCGUCGGUCAAACCAUCGUAAACACCUCUGUAAAAUGGACCUAUUGUGUAGUAUUUCUUG